Molecule: messenger RNA, 525 nt
Organism: Trypanosoma theileri
Lineage: Eukaryota; Euglenozoa; Kinetoplastea; Trypanosomatida; Trypanosomatidae
Exons: 1
Coding region: 1-525 (174 amino acids)
Source: RefSeq, a predicted model, not a curated record
AUGGAGGAGAAACUUCGAGAUGCAAGCCGAGAAGAGCUAUUGCAGCAUGUUCUCACACAGCGAAUUCUCAUUAGGCACUUGUACCGGCGAAUUGUAAACUUGGAAGAUGAACUUUCUAAUGUACGAUCUACAGUGACUUGUCGUUCCCCAACAGCAGCGGCAGAGGCAGCAGAGGUAGUCGUAGCCGUUACAAGUCCAAGUCCACCUCGAGAUAAUUUACCGGAGGGAAUUGCGGCCAUCGAUCGUCUUGUAAAGGCACAUUUGGCAGGUGAGAGUUUCCUCCAACCCGAAGUAGCAGCAGAGCUUAUUUAUAUUCAAAGAGAACUGAAGAAUGGGGAUACCACUAAGAAGGAAACCGUAUUAUGUGAUAAUUCGUCUUUAUUUCAAACACCAAUACAAAAGGGAAAGCGUGUAUCCAUAACACCAUCUAUCAUUAAUAAAGGUCCAAUGUUUACUCUUACUCCACAACAACAACAGCAAUCUCAUCAUCAGAGGGAGAGGCAACGUGAUAUUAGUCCUUCUUAG